Neurospora tetraspora is the source of this 2644-nucleotide messenger RNA. RefSeq lists its product as uncharacterized. Bases 125 to 2197 code for a protein of 690 amino acids. The transcript is spliced from 2 exons. Lineage: Eukaryota; Fungi; Ascomycota; Sordariomycetes; Sordariales; Sordariaceae. The record is from RefSeq and is a predicted model, not a curated record.
GGAAAGGUACGCCUUGACAACUCUCACUAUCUGUGCAGCGUCAAGCUUGGGCCAUACUGACACCGAUAUCGUCGCCCAUUUAGCCAAGGGUCCGAACAAGCUCGCUCAACACGGCCAUGGCGCGAUGUUCCCAGAAAAUUAUGCUCCUCUAUCAGGACGCCCAAACGCCAAAUGGCACUGCCCUAUUAUCGGAUGCGAUUCAGCCUUCAGGCUCCUCAGGGAUUUAGGCGAGCAUUUUACAACGGAGCACAGAGGUGCAAAGCUGCACGACCUGCGGAACGGCGAGUUUCGCGUUAUCAACUCCGAAGGCAAUGGGGUUCCCUGCGUCGUUUACAGGAGCAACAACCCGCCGAGUCCGAUCCAACCCCCUCUUCCUCCCAGCAGCCCCGCCUCAUCCGCUGUGCAUUCGUCCUCGGUCGAGCAUGGUACUACGCCCGGUCUUUACGUCAAGCGCGAAUUUUCGAUUAUUCCCGCGGACGGCGAGGAGCCUCGUCAAAUCAUCAUUGAUGCCGAGGAUGACCAACAUACCUCAAGUAGUCAGGACGGGGGCGAAGCGGAGGGGGAAGAGGGUAGCGAUGAGGACAUGGACGAUGUCUUCAGCAUUGGCGCUGGACAGGACAAGGAGAGCAAUACUAGCGUCAGCGACCAGGAGGAGGAACACGACGACGCCGCCCCAGCCUACAAUGUCGACGUGCAAACUCCUGAUCGGAGCGGACCGGCCAACGAGAACCUCGAGAACGGCCAGUACUUCAAUUACGCCGCCUCCGCCGUCUGGCGGCAUAUCAACCGUUUCACUCCAUUUCGCCUCCCCGUCCCGGAUGACACCUGCUUGCGCGAGCUCCUCACGCUCCCCCUCGCCAGGGAACUUCCUCGCUCCUGGCGCGUGCGCCUCGGCAAGCAACGCUUCACGGAAGAGAAGUUCAACCUCAAGAUGAUGACUGCAAUGGCGAUCUUCCUCACCGGUAAGGAGACCGAUGAGAAGGCCUGCACCACCUUUGGUUGCCUCACCCGAAACCCGGUAAAGACAGCACAGGCCUUGACAGACUUUGCGGCCGACAGCGAUGUCUGUCAUGGCAUGUUCGCCUUUCCGCGCUGCGUCUUCCCUUCGGCGAUCGAUUUGCAAGUGUCGCCGACUCUGAAGGAGAGGCUCGACGGCACUACCUGCUGCAAUGCCUACUACCUCCUGGGAAAGAAACCAGAGGCCAAGUUGAUCUACGUCGCCGGCUAUCCGCUGCCGUACCCAAUCACCCCCGAAAACCCUCCCCGCGCUGCACCGGCCCCGGAUCGCAGUGAUAACGGCGCCUCUCCCACGUCGGGCCAACCCCAACAGAGCUCCAGACCAUCCAGCCUCUACAAUGGCUCCCCUCAAUCCAGCCCGUUGAAGUCCCGAUCAACGUCAGAGUCUCUCAAGCGCAAAACCCCUCCCUGCGCCGCCUCCGAUGAUUACAAUUACCGUCUCUCCACCGACCCCGCCACACCUGCAAAGUGGGAGUCCCUCACCGGCCUUUUACACCAGAGCGAGUCGCAUCUGGAGCCGGUCAUUGCAUACAGCCCUUCAUAUGUCCGCUCGCACACCAGCUCGAAUGGCCACCCCAACACACACUCCCCUUCCGAUACUCACAUCCAGGCCAAUAAGCGCAUCAAACUCCUCCCCUCUCCCUCCACCUCCAGCAGCGGAAGCAGUGCCCUAGCCGACUUCCGUGUUAUCCACCUCCAGCAUAACCCCAACAAUGCAGAGGCAGUGCAAACCGUCAGCUUGCCCGUCAGCAAAACAAGAUCCUACGUCUGUUCUGUGGCCAGCGGCGGUCCGGUGCGUGUGUACCUGGACAAGGGCAAGGGAGAAGGACAGGAGAAGCCCUUCGACAUCAUGGAGGGCGGCGUCUGGAUUGUUGAGAAUGGUUGGGAGUGUAGCAUGGAGGUUGCUGUUGGUGGUGUCGACGACGAUGGCGAUGUUGCCAUGACGGAUGCUAUGGAGACGGUGGAGGAGAGGAUGCAGGUGACUGCGAGUGUGCAUGUUACCGGUGUUCUGGCUUUGGCUGGAGAGAAGGAGAGGGAGCAGGAGAAGAGCAAGGACAAGGAGAAGGAUGUCUCUGAGAAGUCUAAGAAGGACAAAAAGGAGAAGGAGAAGAAAAAGAAAGAGAAGGAGAUCAAGAGGGAGAAGAAGGAGAAGAAAGAGAAGGAGAAGAAAGGUUGCUGACUGCCCUUUGCCGUGGUCAUGCAUGGAUGAUGUCACGGUCUGCGGCUUGGGAUGUUGAUGAUCUUGUCUGGUCGUGUGUAUGGACAAGACUGUGGAGGGAAAGGAAAGAGUCAGUGUGUUUGAACGAUACUUUCAUGUUAUCACAGCUUCGGUGGGCGGUACAUGUACAAGGAGCAAGAGCAAGAGGCGGACGAACCAGAGUUGAUUCCUUGAGAUCACUUCGGAUAUCAUGUCAUGGCAUGUGCCAGACGGUGUUAUGCACUGGACCAGCAUGUCCAAUGCUUUGAAGCAUGGCUUUGAGUUUUAGCGAGCGAGCGAGCGAGAGUCAAUGCUUUUCUGUUUCACUGGCUUUGAGGAAGAGAAGGUGACAUCUGUUGAUGUCUGGUAGCAUAGACAUAGAUCGAGCCGAGUAAAGGCUGAUUCAAAUUUGACUUAUGAUCUUAGAAA